Molecule: messenger RNA, 10559 nt
Organism: Electrophorus electricus (electric eel)
Lineage: Eukaryota; Metazoa; Chordata; Actinopteri; Gymnotiformes; Gymnotidae
Gene: ep300b
Product: EP300 lysine acetyltransferase b
Biological process (GO): positive regulation of transcription by RNA polymerase II
Cellular component (GO): transcription regulator complex; histone acetyltransferase complex; nucleus
Molecular function (GO): protein binding; chromatin DNA binding; transcription coactivator activity
Source: RefSeq, a predicted model, not a curated record
CCCGCCAUUUUGUUAGUGCGGGGAGAGCGAAGGAGGCAGGAGCCAGCGAGGAGAGGCACGGCAGCAGCGACCACCACGGCCCCGAAACGCGCCCGGGCGGACAGGGCGGCGGACAACCGGGACGGAAACGCGCCAGCCGCGUUAGGAACCCGGAGAAGGGCGAUUGUCUGGCGAAAAUCCGAGCAAGGAGCGCAAAGGAGAGGCGGAAGAGGGCAAACAUUUAAACGGAGGAGAGUCUGCGGAGGAGAGGAAACGGCACAGCGCUAGAUUUCUACACUGCCUCCGCUCGCCGAGCGGAAAUUCUCUGCACCGCGCAACGAAAUGACCGAGCCGGUCGCUUUCGGAGGACCAGAAACGUGAAGAAAAGAGCAGAGAACUGCGCGAGGCAGGGGGACAUUUUAAAGGGAUGAACGCGCAGGGGGGCUCACAGCAUCACAAAGACUAUGAAAGCUUUUUGAGGACCCCCAGAUAUGUGGGGGUGCAGCUGGCAAUCCUGUUCGCACCCGAGGCUUUGCGUUCCUAAUAUUCAUGCAACCGCGCUCGCUAUAUACGAUUUUACCCCUUCGUCGUAUUCUGUGGGUCUCGGCUGCUGGACGACUCCUCAGUUCUUGUGCUGAGCGCUUGUUAGUUCAUCACGCAGUGGCACGUUUAUUUUUGCAAGAGCCGUCAGUAAGUUGAAACUAAUUUUUAACACGGACGAGAAAAUACAGGAUUUCACUUCUAAUAUUACGCCUGCCACAUUCUCGGUACGCCACUAAUGACACUUUUUUGCAAAAAGGGUCCGCAGAGAAACGACUAAUUGGAGCAUUUUCCCCCCACCAUUAGGCAUCGGUAUCGAACUGAAAUGUUUUCCGUGCACGCAUGAACUUUGAACGUUGUUUUGGUGGUGUGUGCAUUUCCAAGCCUACAAGCAACGGGGGGAGAUUUGGGGCAAAGAUUUUACCCCCGUCUCGUGCAUUGGGUGUAUUCAUGCACAAAUCCAGGCCUACACGUUCUGUCACAAAACACUAAACCUUGAGCGGGGUUAACGCAAUACCCCCUACAAACUUAAUGUUCAGAAACACAAGUGUUAACACAGACAUUAGACUACACGCAGGGAAAAACAGGCUGCUGGAGUUGGGUCGCACGCCUGGCACUUCGUCAACUCUGGUAUUUAGUCUCGGCGGUAUUGCACGCCUGUUAACUGGUGUUUGUUCUGCAAAAGCACAAACGAGUCUUUACCGAGGCAGGGCUACGUCUUUGGUGCCCGUGUUCGUUUUGUUCACUGAAUAACUGUUCCUUUACGCAUUUCCAGUCGCCAAAGUACUGCAGUUGUUUCUUCUUAAAGAAAACUGACUGAUUGGGAGACCCCCGAUGUUCAGAUUACAGGCUCAGAUCAAACCAUCAUGUUGGAAAGAAGCCGCAGUGAGUGCGAGGCACGCCGCGACCAGACGGAGAAUUUCUGUGUCCUGGGCAUUUUUAUGACCAGCGCAUGAAAGGGAUUUCGCGACCUUGCCCCCCCGGAGCUGCCUGGCGUCCGAGUUGAUCAAAUCCCCAUCUAUCGGCCACAGAGGCUCAGUGUCGGGGCGAUGUGUCCGCCGAGGCUCCGUGAGCGCAAAGCGGACCUCCAGCCAUGUUGUAGUGUAGUAAUACCGAAAGGAAAGGGGGGUUUAAUCAGGAGCUGAAGGGAGGAGAGCGUGUUUGUAUGACACUUUCCCCAUCGUCCCAUGAAAAAGGAGUUCCGCGAGACCGGCGCGUUUGGAGAAGGGAAUUAUUUAAACCCCGACGAAGACUUCAGACGAGGGGAUUAAACAUCAUCCUUUGUGGAUAUAUGAUUUAGUUGUAAUUUGUGAGGUGGAAAUAUGGCCGAUAGUGUUUUGGACUCCGGCCCGCCUUCAGCCAAGAGGCCUAAACUCUCUUCUCCGGCUCUGUCCGUCUCCGCCAGCGAUGGGAACGAUUUCGGCUCCCUCUUCGAUCUGGAGCACGAUCUCCCUGACGAGCUCAUUAACUCAUCGGUCCUGGCGCUCUCUAACGGAGCAGGUGACCCCGGACACGCCCCCUCAGGGAUGCUCCCCCCCGGGCCACUGGGCGUCCCGCUCCCAGAUGCCGCGUCCAAGCACAAGCAGCUCUCUGAGCUGCUCUGCUCCGGAGCCCCAUCCGCUCACUCGGCCUCCAGUAGCCCCAGCAGCGCAGCCUCCCUUGGGCUUUUAGGCUUGAGUGGCUCCCCUGGAGCCCAGGGUCUGGGCCACCUUCCCCCACCGCCACAGCAGCAAGCGGGCGUCAUGGCGCCGGUCGCCAUGGCGUCUGGCCUGAGCAGGGGCAUGGCGGGAGGCCAGAAGGGGCACGGUCAGGUGCAAGGCAUGAUGGGAGGGCAGAUGAUGAACGGGGCGCCCGGGAUGGGCUAUACCAACAUGGCGAGCGCGGGGAUGGCGGACCUCUCCCAGCAGCAGCAGGUGGGCCAGGCCAUGCUCAGGAAUCAGCAACCAGGAGCCACAAACAAGAUGAGUGUGAUGUCUGGUGUAGGCUCCGGGAUCUAUGUGGCUGGGUACGGUCAGUGCGGUGCUCAGUCUCUUGCUGCUCCCCACCAGAACAAAGCUACACUUCCCAACAGCCUCAGCCAAUUCAACAUGGACAAGAAACCCCAGCCUGGCCAGAACAUCCCCGGCCUGGCUGGUUCGAGCGCGGCGAGCGGUGUGUCCAGUCCGGGCGGCGCAGUAGCGCCCCCUACGGCCGACCCGGAGAAGCGGAAGCUGAUCCAGCAGCAGCUGGUCCUGCUGCUCCACGCCCACAAGUGCCAGCGUCGGGAGCAGGCCAACGGGGAGGUACGCCCCUGUGCUCUGCCCCACUGCAGGACCAUGAAGAACGUGCUCAACCACAUGACCCACUGCCAGGCCGGCAAGUCCUGCCAGGUGGCUCACUGUGCCUCCUCCAGACAGAUCAUCUCUCACUGGAAAAACUGCACCAGGCAGGACUGUCCUGUCUGCCUCCCGCUCAAGAACGCAGGAGACAAGAGGAGCCAGCAGUCUAUGCUGGGCGGAGCUGGGAUGGCUCUGGGCGGGACAGUGGGUGGAUCAGUCUCAGGAGGCUCGCCCACUGCCCCCAACCUCAACCCCCCAGGUCAGAUCGACCCGAGCUCCAUUGAGCGUGCGUAUGCCGCCCUGGGACUCACCUACCAGGGCACUCAGGCGUCUGGGCAGACUCCUCUCUCCCCCGCUGCCACGGGUCAGACCACCGGCAUGAGGCCGCUGACCACCGUCGGUGCUAACCCAAUGGGUAUUAACGGUGGUAUUGGGGUUCCGGCCCAAAACCAACAGUCCAACCUUCUGCCAGACCCCCUGCUGCAUCGGAACAUCAACACUCAUAGCCUAAUGAAUGAGUGUGGAGCGGUGGGUUCUGGGGGCUCUGUUCCUGUGGCCACACCCCCGUCCACAGCAGGGAUGAGGAAGAGCUGGCAUGAGGACAUCACGCAGGACCUGCGAAACCACCUCGUGCACAAGCUUGUGCAGGCCAUCUUUCCCACCCCUGACCCUGCUGCCUUAAAGGACCGUAGGAUGGAGAACCUAGUGGCAUACGCCCGCAAGGUGGAGGGGGACAUGUACGAGUCUGCCAACAGCAGGGCGGAGUACUACCAUCUCCUAGCGGAAAAGAUCUACAAGAUCCAGAAGGAGCUGGAGGAGAAGAGAAGAACCAGGAUGCAGAAACAGGGCCUAACGAGCCCACCGAGCAUGGCCUCCAGCUCGCUACAGCAGCAGUCGGGGCCACAGAACGGGCCAUUGGCAGAUCCAUCGCUUGUUCGACCCACUGGACCAAACCAGAUGGUCAACAGAAUGCAGACUCCUGCUGGUAUGAAUCAGUUUGGCCAGAUGGGGGUGCAGGGGAUGACCCAGAGGUCCACACCCCCCCUGCCCGUGGGGGCCAGUCUGGGCCAGAUGGGUAUGCAGGCAUCUCCCCGGACGGGUCAGCCAAGCGCGGGCCAGAACCAGCUGCAGAACCAGUUUAUGCAGAACCAGAACCAGUUCCCAGGAGCUGGUCCCACCUCGCUGCAGGCCAGCAUGGGUGUGAGCCAGGCGGGAUCUCAAGGAACGUCGCCUCAGAUGGCUACACCCCCAUUGUUGCCAGUCAGCAGUCCGUCGAUCCAGACUCCGCCCAUGGUACCGGUACCAGCCUCUGGCCCCCCAGGGGGUCCCUUGGGGCCUUCCUCCACCCACCCCCCAUCUUCACAGGCCCCUAAUUCUCACACACACUGCGCACCAAACCUCGGCACACACACACACGGCCCGCACCUGCAGCGAAGCACGUCCUCCCCUGCCGGGAGGCUCACGCCCACACCUCAUCAGACCCCGCCCCCAUUGACUGGCAACCACACGCCGCAGCCGCACACGCCAAACCCGAGUACCAUGGCUCCUCCCAUCCCUCAGCAAGUACAGCAGCCAGAGAGAGCCAAUCAACUACAGGCACAGGGAGGUGGAGCCUCUGGGGUCCCCCAGGCGGGGCUACCGUCCUCUGCGCUUUCCCAGAAUGCUCUGGGACUGAAUGCUCACCCUCACACUCCGCCAUCUCAGAAAUCAUCUCUAGGGGCGGAAGGUCAGGUGUCGACCCCGACCUCGGUCAGUUCUGCUGACCCCAACCCCCAGCUAACCUCUGCAGAUGGGCCCACUCUCUCAGACUUUAAAACUGAGGUCAGACAGCAGGAGGAAGAGGAGGAGAGUGAGGCAGAGGGUAAAGCCUCAGGCAAGAUGGCUGCCAUGAAGGGCGAGAUGAAGAGCGAGGAAAAACCAGAGAUUAAGAAGGAGGAGCCAUCUGGUGAUGCCUGUAAGGCGGAGUCUAUGGAGACAUUGGUAGGGGCAGCUGGAGAUGACCGGAAGCCAGAGAUGAAGACUGAACCCAAGGAGGAAGAGGAAGAUGUGGCGACAACGAACAGCUCCACAGUGAGCGCACAGAGCAAGAAGAAAAUCUUCAAGCCUGAGGAGGUGCGGCAAGCCCUGAUUCCGACUCUGGAGGCUCUGUACCGGCAGGACCCCGAGUCCCUGCCCUUCAGGCAGCCUGUAGACCCCCUGCUCCUGGGGAUACCCGACUACUUUGACAUCGUGAAGAACCCGAUGGAUCUGUCCACCAUCAAGCGAAAGCUGGACACGGGUCAGUACCAGGAGCCCUGGCAGUACGUGGACGACGUGUGGCUCAUGUUCAACAACGCCUGGCUCUACAACCGCAAGACGUCGCGCGUCUACAAGUACUGCUCCAAGCUCGCUGAGGUGUUCGAGCAGGAGAUCGACCCCGUCAUGCAGGGCCUUGGCUACUGCUGUGGGAGGAAGCUGGAAUUUUCUCCUCAAACUCUGUGCUGCUAUGGGAAACAACUCUGCACAAUCCCCCGAGACGCUUCCUACUUCAGCUACCAAAACAGGUACCACUUCUGUGAGAAGUGUUUCAACGAAAUCCAGGGCGACAGCGUAUCCCUGGGUGACGACCCCACACAGCCUCAAACCUCCAUUAACAAGGACCAGUUUCAGAGGAAGAGGAACGACACUCUUGACCCAGAACUGUUUGUGGAAUGUACCGACUGUGGACGUAAAAUGCAUCAGAUCUGUGUGCUGCACAACGAGACGAUAUGGCCGUCUGGGUUUGUGUGCGAUGGCUGUUUAAAGAAGUCCAACAAGACGAGGAAGGAGAACAAAUACUCGGCCAAACGACUUCCUCAAACAAAACUGGGAAGUUUUCUAGAGACGCGUGUAAACGACUUUCUCAAGCGGCAGAGUCAUCCGGAGACCGGUGAUGUCACCAUCCGGGUGGUGCACGUCUCUGACAAGAUUGUGGAGGUGAAACCGGGAAUGAAGUCCAGGUUUGUGGACAGUGGGGAGAUGGCGGAGUCGUUCCCGUACCGAACAAAGGCGCUGUUUGCCUUCGAGGACACAGAUGGGGCAGACGUGUGCUUUUUCGGCAUGCACGUGCAGGAGUACAGCUCAGACUGCCCUCCACCCAAUCAGAGACGUGUAUACAUCUCCUACCUGGACAGUGUUCACUUUUUCCGUCCGCGUCAGCUGAGGACGGGCGUGUAUCACGAGAUCCUCAUAGGUUACCUGGAGUACGUGAAGAAACAGGGCUUCACCACGGGACACAUCUGGGCAUGUCCUCCCAGCGAAGGUGACGACUACAUCUUCCACUGCCACCCGCCGGAGCAGAAGAUCCCCAAGCCCAAGCGUCUGCAGGAGUGGUACAAGAAGAUGCUGGACAAGGCGGUGGCCGAGCGGAUCGUGCACGACUACAAGGACAUUUUCAAGCAGGCGACGGAGGACCGCCUGACCAGCGCCAAGGAGCUGCCGUAUUUCGAGGGAGAUUUCUGGCCCAACGUCCUGGAGGAGAGCAUUAAGGAGCUGGAGCAGGAGGAGGAGGAGCGCAAGAGGGAGGAGAACAGCACCUCCAGCGAGAGCGUCGACGCCACUACGGGUGACAGCAAAAACGCCAAAAAAAAGAACAGCAAGAAAACAAGCAAGAACAAGAGCAGCCUGAGCCGCACCAACAAGAAAAAAGCGGGAAUGCCCAACGUCUCCAACGACCUGUCCCAGAAACUCUACGCCACCAUGGAGAAACACAAGGAGGUGUUCUUCGUCAUCCGCCUGAUCGCGGGCCCUGCCGCCAACUCGCUGCCGCCCAUCUCCGACCCGGACCCCCUGCUGGCCUGCGAUCUGAUGGACGGGCGGGACGCCUUCCUGACGCUGGCGCGCGACAAGCACCUGGAGUUCAGCUCUCUGCGGCGGGCCAAGUGGAGCACCAUGUGCAUGCUGGUGGAGCUCCACAACCAGAGUCAGGACCGCUUCGUCUACACCUGCAACGAGUGCAGGCACCACGUGGAGACGCGCUGGCACUGCACCGUCUGCGAGGACUACGACCUGUGCAUCACCUGCUACAACACGAAGGGCCACGAGCACCGCAUGGAGAAGCUGGGUCUGGGUCUGGACGACGAGAGCGGCAGCCAUGCGGCCGCCACCGCCCAGAACCCCGGGGACUCGCGGCGCCUGAGCAUCCAGCGUUGCAUCCAGUCUCUGGUGCACGCCUGCCAGUGCCGCAACGCCAACUGCUCGCUGCCGUCCUGCCAGAAGAUGAAGCGGGUGGUGCAGCACACCAAGGGCUGCAAGCGCAAGACCAACGGCGGCUGCCCCAUCUGCAAGCAGCUGAUCGCGCUGUGCUGCUACCACGCCAAGCACUGCCAGGAGAACAAGUGCCCCGUGCCCUUCUGCCUCAACAUCAAGCACAAGCUCCGCCAGCAGCAGCUGCAGCACCGGCUGCAGCAGGCGCAGAUGCUCCGCAGGCGCAUGGCCACCAUGCAGCGCGCAGGCAAGCCUCCCGGGAGCACGACGCUGCCAGGAGGCCUGCCGUCGCCGGGCGGCGCCGGGGCCACGGACCGCUGCACGCCCACAUCAACCGGCGCCCAGCCCUCCGCACCCCAGACGCCCACGCAGAGUGCGGUGGCCCUGCCGCAGGCUGGUGCCGGGGCCGCUCGGGGCGCCAGUCCCCAGCAGCAGCAGGCGGGAGAAGCGCCGGCCCGGCCCCCGGGCCAGGCGCCAUACCAGCCCGCGCCCGGUGCCCAGGCCCAGCACGGCCCGCGGCCGCCCGUCUCCUCCCCUCUCCCGCAAUCCCAGGGCAAGUCCGGGCCGGGUCCGUCUACGCCUCCGCAGCAGGCCGGUGCGUCCGGGCCCCCCCCGGCGGCCGUGGAGAUCGCCAUGAAGAUCCAGCAGGUGGCCGACGCGCAGAGGAAGAUGGCCAAGGUCCAGCUGCUGCAGAGGCAGGCGGCCACCCAGGCCGGCAUGAUGCCGCCGCGCCCCCACCACCAGAACGCCCCGGGCCCGAUGGCCAUGCCCCACCCUGGGGCGAGCAUGGUAGCGGGGCAGAGUCUGCCCUCCCAAGGGCAGGCCUCUGUGGCCCGGGCCCAGCUGGAGCUGCAGCAGCAGGGAGCCCAGGGGAUGGUGGUGGGCCUGGGCCCCAUGACACCGGCUACGCAGGUCCAGCUUCCGCCCCCAGUGCAGAUACAGCAGAGGGCCAACGCGCAGCUCCCGCCUCCCCAGCAGCAGUGGGUGGGGCAGGGCGGGGCUCCCCAGCCCAGGGCGCCACUCGUGGGCCAGGCCAGCAUGGUCACCAUGCAGCAACAGCAGAUGCAGAUGCAGCAGCAGCAACAACAGCCGCAGCAGCAUCAACAAAUCGCCAGCCGCAACGCCCUGAUGAACAUGGUGCAGACAGGCCUGCAGGGGGGCGGGGCAGGGGGCGGGGCUCUGCCCCAGGGGGCUCUGCAGGAGCUCCUCCGCACACUGCGCUCACCCAGUUCUCCCCAGCAGCAGCAGCAGGUGCUGGCCAUCCUGCGCUCCAGCCCGCAGCUCAUGGCUGCUUUCAUAAAGCAGCGGGUGCACAAGUACAAAGGCGCCAACGCCAGGGGUCAGCCGCCGGGCGUCGACGCGGGCGGGCCCCGGGCGGCCGUGCCCGUGGGGCAGGGCUUGACCGCGCCGGGCCAGCUGGCCCAGCUCCAGCAGAGGCCGGUGCUGCAGCAGCUGAGCCAGCCGUCGCCCAGCAUGGCCAACGUGAACCCGCAGUUCAGAGAGCUGCUCAUGAGGCAGCAGCAGCAGAUGGGGAGCCACGCCGCGUUCCAGCAGCAACCGCCGCCGCCGCCGCCGGGGUUCGUGGCCCAGCCGCAGGGUUACCCGGGCAACCCCGCGCAGCCGCAGCAGAGGCUGCAGCACCAGCAGCAGCACCACCGCCUGCAGCAGGGGGCGGGACUGCCGGAUGGGGGCGGGGCGCCCCCCGCCACGCCCCCCGCGCUGCUGCAGCAGGCCUUGCGCCAGCGUCUGCUCCAGCAGCAGCAGCAGAUGGGCGGGGCGUCACCCGCACAUCAGAACAAUCCCAUGAGCCCGCAGCAGCAGCAGCAGAUGUCGCAGUCGCCCCACCUGCAGGGCCAGCAGCUCCCCGCUACGUCGCUCGGCAACCAGGCGCGCUCGCCCCAGCCGUCGCCGCGGCCGCAGCCGCACGCCCAGCCGCCAGCCCAGCCGUCUUCCCACCGCAUCUCCCCACAGACCCAGACGGGCUCGCCGCAUCCCGGCCAGCUCCCGCGCCACCUGCCUGGCAUGGCCCCGCCCCCUCCGCACCCACCGGCUCAGAACGCUAUGGAGGCUGCCGGGUUUGGCGCGGACCAGAGCAGCACGCUGCCGCAGCUGGGCGGCAUGCCGGGACUCCAUGCUGCCACAGCUAAUGACAUGAUGCCCCCUAGUGGCCAGGAGCUUGGCGUGAAUAUGAACCCACUAGACAUUAUAGUUACAGAACACAUGGAAACUCGCCAGAGACAGUGUUAGCCUUUUUAUUUUAUAUUACAGUGAUUAAUUAUUUAAAACGUUUUUCUAGUACAAACACAUUGAACUCUGACCUUCCUAUGGGAGAUGCAGUAAAUGCAAUUAAACAGAAAAGAGAAUAAGAUGUGAAUGUUAAAUUAUGGCUGUUACAGUUUUCCUCCAAUUGUGUACAAAGAAACGGUUAUUUCAUUAUUUCUCAAACUCAGAGAAUACAACACAAGUAAUAUUUUUUUGGGCUGGGUGUAGGGAAGUAUUUACCUUUUUAAAAUAUAUAUAUUUUAAGAUUUUAAAACUUUAAAAAAUGUUACGAGACAGAGUCUUUAAAAGCAUUUUUUUUUUUUUGUUCCAUGUAUCAGGCUCUGUUCUAGUUUUACCGUGUGGAGUGUUGCAAAUGCUGCAAUUACCAGUGUUUUAUUGUUAAAAUGAAUGAUCCAAACCUUGUACAGUCGGUUUGGCAUUAUGUUAUUUAUUCUAGUGUUUUCAGUUUUUGUUUCACCACACCGUUACAGUUCACAUAGAAUACAUUUUUUGUUCUAUUUUUGUUAAUACCGGUCUAAAUACGGGAGCUUUUCUUUUGUCUACAGGAAGUUUGAAAUCUUGAAUGCUGUAUGAAUCAGUGUUUGGGUGGGCAGGACUUGGUUGCGUCUAAGUGUCUGGUGGAUUAGAGGUGCGUGCGUGCGUGCAUGUUUUUCUUUGUUUAAGCCUUGUUGUGCCACAUGUGAAAUGUGCAGCCAGUGUCCACAGGGACAAGCCUCCAGAACAAGCCUGUGUGCUCCCAUUUCUCCUCCACUGCACACGUGCGUGCUCAGUCCUUAUGACACUGAGUAGUAGAGGUGUGUGUGUGCGCUCAUAUGUAUUCAUGCUACGAUGAGAUUAGAGUGUCUCUAAUUAACCCGAAAGAAGGUGAGCAUACCACUGAUCUCUCUCUUUCUCUCUCUCCUUCUGCCUCCACACUCAGAAAUUUUAUUGCUCUGAACUUUGGGAAUUUUAAUUUAAGUAUUUUUUACUGUAUAAUGAAAUUACAAACGGUGGACUCCAAACUGGUUUUGUAAUAAAAUGAAGAUGAAAUAUGUCUUCUAUAAUAGUUUGUUCAUUGGCAGGUGAUAUGGUUUAAGUUUAAACCUUUUGUUUACAGGGACUAAUAAGUAUACAUUAUGGAAUGUGUUUGUAUUUAUAUUUGUAUGCUGAUUUAUAUAACGUAUUUUAAUGGGUUCUAGUGGGCUGUUGUGUAUUAAAAUAGACUGGAUUACUUUA